AGCAAACAGUGCUUAACUCACUAGUUAGGAAAUAAAAAGCGUACCUUAGACCCACGAGGGUGCCUUACUGUUAUAGCCAACACUAACCUGAUCUUUAUAGAAGCCUAGCUUCUCUCGGACUCUAGCUCAAUGCUCGUCCUAGACUCUCCAAUAGAUAAAGAUAAACUUCCUAGGACCUUUAUUAUUAUCCAAGCUGAGGUCCUUCCCUACUCUAGGACUCUUAUAGCUUAUCCGUUCAUCUCGAAUUUCAGUAUCUCCGCAGAUAACCUCGGUCUAGCCGAGAUUACCUCGGUGCCAUGACCAGGACACAUGGCAUCUCGGCUGGCACUUCGGUGCCACCUUGGCUACGUGUUGCUAUUCACAAAAAUAUGUCCCCACAACUGCCCCCUAGGUUUUGUUACCUCGGUAUCCUGAGGUGAUGAAACCUACAUCAUUUGUCCAUACAACACGUCGGCUAAAACUGACCAUAUCCUUCAUUACCAAGGUCAUAACUCGUCGGCUUCCAUAUGACCAAGACUGCAAUCUGUUUUACCAAUGCCCAAAAACGAAAAACAAAAAACUUUUUAAGUUCUUUAACUGAGAUUGUCCCCCUAACCGAGGUCUCUGCUUCAUUUAAAUCAAGAACUCCAAGAGUUCCACAUGCGCAUGAGCUGUCACGCACGGCUUCUCAACUGUUUUCGCCACGUGUCUUCUCUUUAUUGAUCGGUACCUGACACGAGCCAUCCAGUCGCGUCGUUUCUGCGCGUGUCGUCUGACAGACAUGUCGUCUAAGGCAUACAUUUAAGCAUUGCCGCCUUUUCGUGUUUCAACAAAACAUUACAUCCUCUCCUUGUCUCUUCACUUUUGCAUCCUCAUUUUUCCUCCAUUUUCCAGUUUUUCUCUCUCUAAAGCUUUUCUCCUAAAAAACCACCAUUUUUGUACUUUGAAGCUUCUACAAAUUGCUCCGAUCAUCUCCUCCGGCGAGCAUUUCAUCAUCUGGCUUUGACUACUCACGCUGUCUGACUCUGGCGAGUUUCAUAUCGGCGCCAUCUUCUUUGGUGAGUCUCUGUUCUUUUCCCUUUUUAGUCUGUAAUUUAUUUCAAAAUUUCAUUGUAUCUAAUUGCUGCCAUUGCGAACCUGUUCGUGUUCUUGAAUAUUUGCUUGUGUAUUGAAUUCCAUCAUAUUUGUUUAUGAUUUUGCUUCUGUCCAAUUCGUUUCUGGGCAUUUUUAUACACAUUUUGCUCACACACUUGCUAGCUUGCCACCGUUUUUGGCUUUGCACUUUUGCACACACUUCGUUACAGUGUUUUUUGAUUUCCUAUUUCUUUCUUGAGUCUAAAUCAUACUCUUUUUCUGUUUUCCUUGUUUGCAUUUUCCAGAUUCUUGUCUUUAUUUCUCUACUUCUACAUAGAUUUAGGCUUGGGUUUUGGUAGAGAAAUCACGUUCUUAGAAAAACUGAAACAAACUUCCUUUGGUCUUGAAAAACCCUUAUCCCAGUUUCUGUUUUGGGUUUAGCCGAGGUCCCUAAAACCCACACAAACCUCUUUCUUCUGAAUUCUCACUCCUUGUCCUUCUAGCCAACGUCAUAGAUAUGUUUAGGUGGAGGGUGGACACUCUAGAAAAGCUUGAAUACUUUAGGCAAGAGUUCUCCAUCCCUGCCGAUGUCCAUCUUAGGUUGGCAGGGGAGGGGGACUCCAUCAUGCCUAAUGAUAACUUCAUGCCCUUUCUAAUAGUUGCUUUUAUAGAGUGCGGGCUUAGGUUCCCUCUAAACAUCCUUUUUCGAGAAGUCCUUCACUACUAUAAGCUCAACCCGAUGUAAUUGGCCAUUAACUCCUAUAGAUUUAUUAAUGGUAUCAUUGUUUUAGCUAGCCGAGAAAACACUAGGAUAACCCUAGCCGAUAUCCAAUACUGUUACACCAUAUGUGGUCUAAAAUCAGAAAAAGGCUACAUCUAUUACCUUAAGCCGAGAUCCACAGAAUACAAAUUCAUCACCAACCUAGUAGACUGAGCAAAGGUGGUGGAGAUGAUUAUUUCAUCGUCUCGGACAACUGAGAGUUCUCACCAGAUGAUGACCUCCACCUCUAUCCCUUGAGCCGAUCAGUCUUUAAAGAGGGUAAUGGUAAGAACCAAGUGUCACUUUACUCACUUUCAAGUCUUUAUUACUUUGUUCCUUUUUAUAUGUUCUAAUGUUUGUUUUUUACUUUGCAGCUCUUCCUCAGCAUCCAAAGGACUUCUGCAAAACCUUCUAUCCCAACAAAGACUUCAAGAAGCUGCUGGGCUUGCCUGUCAAUCAGUGCAAGACCCCUUUGCUGCUCAACUACAUCUCAACCUAUAAAUCCACAUUGCCCGACGUCUCCAAGAAGAACAAGUCUCCACCUUCUGUGACAACACCCCCAACUACUUCAUCACCAAGUCCUGAUCAGGCCUCAACCUCUGACCUAGCAAAGCAGCCAUCGACAUCUGCUCUACAACUAAUUCCUCCAGUCCAGCGUCAACGCCGAUGUCGAGCUCUACUGCUCGCCUUCGCAAGCAGAACUUGUAGCAGAAAAUGCCGAAGUACUGAGGCGUCGGCUUACGAUCCAACCAACCCACUGACUGCACUUCCAGCGAUCCACUUCGGCACUAGAGUCACUGUCGCUGUCGCCGACGACGAGAUGUGGUGCAAAAAGGCCAUUGCUGAAGACCUUGUAGCCGACCUCUCCGAUGUUGUCACAGUCCAAUCUUCACCAUCGCAAUCCCAACCAAAGGCCAAGCCAAAAAUGGUGAAGAAGGCCAAAGCCAAGGCAAUAGUGACUCAGAUCGACUUUGAGGACACUUUGCCUAGAUCCAAGCUGGCCGAGGUUGAGAAAAGCACCUCCGUUGCCGAGAAGAGGCCUGCCGAGGCUGACCUCUCUUAAUUUACUAAGUCAAAGAAGCCGAGGUCGGACUGUGCAGCCAUUUCGAGUUCUCUUAAAUCUGAUGACCCCUGGGCCCCCUCUAUCAUGAUUGAAGACAAGCUAGUCAGAACCGGCGAUAGCGCUUCUGAUAUUGAGGUCGGCGUUGCCCUCUCCACUGCGUUGCUCCUUCCCAACGACCUCAACCGUAUGACCGAGUUCAGCGAAUAUGAAAAUUGCGCUUUGAUAGUGUAACACUCUGUACUGGCGAUCCAGCACGCCUACUCCUUUGCAAUGCAGGCCGAGGACAUGAAGAAGGAGUUGGUCCACAAGACGAAGGAAGCUGUUGGCUUGCUUAAAUCUUUAAACAACGCCGAGGUCAAGAUGAGAAUGUUGAUAAAUCAGACCAAGGUAGCCAAACAAGCUCAAGACGAGGCCGAGGAAAAGGCAGGCGCUGCAGAGGCUAUUGCUGAGGUUCUUAAAGCCGAGAAAAAAGAGGCCGAAGCAAAAAUUGCCAAAGCCCAAGCAGAGCUCCGAGGUGCCUUGGCCACAAAAGAUGCUAAGAUCAAAGCGGCGGACGAGAAGGCCUAUGCCGAGGGGGGCAGUCGACGUCCGCGAGGAGUACAAGAAACAAGUCAGACAGGCAUGCAACAAGAGUUACACUCUUGGUUGAUUGGCUGCUCUGAAGGAAUUGGCUGUCCCUGAGGACUCUCCUCUCAAAGAUGAAGGCUGGCUUGCGCUGCCAUUUCCUCAUACUUCAAGCCAAUCUAAGGCUAAGGCUGGGGGGGAAGAAGGAGAAGAAGAAGAAGAUGGAGAGGAAGACGAAAACGAAGAGAUCGAGGUGGUAGUUGAUGCUGAAGUUCCUGCUGGGGCCAAGUCCCCAACUUUGUAUGAGCAAGUCCUGGACUUGACUCAAGAUGAGCAGGACGAGGUCUUAAAAGGUGCCUCCCCCAAGAAGACUAUAUCCGAGGUGCCUAUCGCCGAGAAGGGCCUCGAUCAAACUUUGCAAGAAAUCGACGCCAAGCUCGAGGCUGAGAAGGCUGCCGAGAAGAUGUCAUAGUUGUCUUCUAGGACAUAUCCUGCCACCGACGCCGAGUAGUCUUAACUAAGAGCUUUUAUUUCUGUGCCUUCUACUUUUUGCUCUAUGAACAAUGUUUGCUUUUGUUUGGUCGAUGUGCCCCUCAUUUUUUGUAAAUGCACAAGUAAUCCUUCUGCGGGCCGAUGCACCUUCUUUGUAUCUGAUCAAUUUUCUUUUCUGAAUGCAAGUCUUUAUUUGUGCUUGUAUGCUUUACUGCUUCUAUACUUAGAAUAUUUUGCAUGUCUUCAAAAGAUACCUUUAUCAUUAUGACCUCGUCAGAGUAUAAUACCUCGGACAUAACUUCAUAAUUGUUUAUCUCGGCCAUGGCUUAACACUUGAAAACAUUGUAAAAA
Camellia sinensis is the source of this 4283-nucleotide messenger RNA. Lineage: Eukaryota; Viridiplantae; Streptophyta; Magnoliopsida; Ericales; Theaceae. The record is from RefSeq and is a predicted model, not a curated record.